This is a messenger RNA of Auxenochlorella protothecoides, 705 nucleotides long. RefSeq lists its product as hypothetical. The record is from RefSeq and is a predicted model, not a curated record. The coding region runs from base 1 to 705 and encodes 234 amino acids. The transcript has 5 exons. NCBI's taxonomy places the organism in Eukaryota, Viridiplantae, Chlorophyta, Trebouxiophyceae, Chlorellales, Chlorellaceae.
AUGUGGUCUGACGGGACCUUGCAUGCGGUGGAGCUUGUCCCACCGGGCCACCCCGGCGAAUGUUACUCUGCGACUGAUUGCCCGCUGCUGCAGUAUGCCCACAAGGUGUCCAUGGAAGAGGUGGCAGCCUUUGACGCCUGGGCGCCACUGGCCGUGCAGCAUGCACUGCGGACCACGGUGAACAACCUGGUCGGCAACCUCCCCUCCUCCUCCUUUGACGUCAUCAUCCGCACCAGCGCCCCCAAGAUGGCGCUCCUGCUCUUCAGCACCCUCAUGACAGGCUACAUGUACCACGGCGCGUGGCAGAGGCUGUGCCUGAACGAGCGGCUGGGGGCAGGGUCCCCCAUCGUGGCCCCCCACCACCGCACCCUGAUGGACAGUCUGGGGGUGACGGGAGAGGUGCUGCGCUGGCACCUGGCGGCGGGGCGCGAGAGCAUGCCUGCCAGCGAGUACAUCCGCCAGCUGGAGCGGGAGGCCAGCCCCGCCGCGCUGCAGGCCAUGACUGGCGUGGUGCAGCGCUCCAUGGGCGAGAGCGGGGGCCGGGGCGGGAGCUGGCGCUCGGGCACGCGCGACUGCGUGGCCGCUGAGUUGGCUGAGCAGCUCUACUGGCUGGCGAUCGUGGGCUGGCAGCUGCGGGCCCUGGAGUUUGACGCCAGGAGGGGGGCCGCGGAUGCCGGCGGGGAGGAGAGCGCGGAGCGGCCCUGA